UCUCAUUCUUCUGUUCUCAACACACUCUUUUUCUCUCUCUCUCUCUCCCCAGGGAAAAGGGACACUAGUCAGGAGUCACAACCGUUGUAAGUGUUUCGGCCCCUUUUCCCUUGCAAAAACCCUAAUUUCUACGUAUUUAUCUCUUCCAUUUCAGUGAAAAAUGAAGCUCCGUUCUUUCCGUCCUUCGUCUUCGAUCAAAGGAGAAGGAAACUACCAAUAUCAGGAUAGCUCUGAUGAGGAUAGCUCAUCAAAAAAAGAGGAUAAUGAGGAUGGUUUUCUUCCUAUGUCUUCGGAUUCAGAUUACAUCGGAAGCAGUGACGAAGACGAAGAUAUAUUUAAUUUGUUGAGGGUAGCCCAAACUAAUGGAGUUCUUGAUAAUGAUUUCAGCGAGGAAGUUUUGUCCAAUAUAAUAAAAAGAAGGAAAGUGGGAUCCUCUAGAAAGAGGGGCAGUAAGAAUAUCAAAUCAAACGAAGAGCAGGUAGAAGAGGAGCAUGUAGAUAGGAUGAUGAAUGAAGUAGGAUGUGGGGUUGAAGUAGAUAGUGGCUACCGUCUAUUGAUGGGGAGGAUAGAGGAUAGGAAGAAGAACCGCGACAAGAAUAAAAAGAAGAGACCCACUUUGAUGUGGGAGAUCUGGGAAGAAGAGAAUGAUCGGUGGAUGGCUGAAAACUAUACAAAUGAUUUAGACUUGGAUUGUCAGAACGGGUUGGUGAAUGAUACUGCUGAGACACCAUCUGAUUUGCUUAUGCCGUUGCUGAGGUACCAGAAAGAGUGGUUGGCUUGGGCAUUGAAGCAAGAAGAAUCUACUGCUAGAGGCGGUAUUCUUGCCGAUGAGAUGGGGAUGGGAAAGACUGUUCAAGCCAUAGCUCUUGUGCUUGCUAAACGCGAAUUAGGGCAAGCAAUUUCUGAAUCCAGUUUACUGUCAUCUGCCCCUUGUACUUCCCAGGAGCUCCCAGCAGUGAAAGGAACUCUUGUUAUAUGUCCUGUUGUUGCUGUGAUUCAGUGGGUCAGUGAGAUUGACCGCUUUACCACUAAAGGAAGCAACAAAAUUCUUGUUUAUCAUGGUGCAAACAGGGAGAAAAAUAUCCACAAAUUCGCAGAAUAUGAUUUUGUUAUCACCACAUACUCCACAGUGGAGGCUGAGUAUAGGAAAAAUGUGAUGCCACCAAAAGAAAAAUGCCAGUGGUGUGGAAAAUCUUUUUAUGAACAAAAGUUGUCUGUUCACCAGAGAUACUUCUGUGGACCAGAUGCUGUUAGAACUGCUAAGCAAUUAAAGCAGGAGAGGAAGAAGUCAAAACCUGGAGGAAAGACGUCAAAGCUGAAAAAAGAAUCUAUUAAAGGCAAGGCUAAGACAGACAGUGAUUCAGAGAUUGAGACAGGUAGUAAAAGAGGUCGUGGGAAGGGUGUGAAGCGCAAGAUCAAGACAGAUGCCAGUUCUAUUGAUGAUGCAGCCGGUGUUGAUCAAGAUAUGAUCACGAGGAAGUCAAUUUUGCACUCUGUAAAAUGGAACCGUAUCAUUUUGGAUGAGGCCCAUUAUGUGAAAGAUAGACGCUGCAAUACUACAAGAGCUAUUUUUGCGUUAGAAUCUUCUUAUAAGUGGGCGUUAAGUGGUACUCCCCUCCAGAACCGUGUAGGAGAGUUGUACUCGCUUGUUCGUUUCCUGCAAAUGAUUCCUUACUCGUACUACUUCUGCAAAGAUUGUGAUUGCAGAGUGUUGGACUAUAGCCCAACCGACUGCCCACAUUGCCCCCACAAAUCUGUUCGGCACUUUUGUUGGUGGAAUAAAUAUAUUGCCUCACCCAUACAAUCUCAAGGGAAUCGUGGGACUGGAAGAGAUGCGAUGGUUUUGUUGAAACACAAAAUUUUGAAAAGCAUAUUGCUAAGACGUACUAAAAAGGGAAGGGCUGCUGAUCUUGCGCUUCCUCCCAGGAUUGUUACCUUGCGCAAAGAUUCUUUGGAUGUUAAAGAAGAAGACUACUACACAUCACUGUACAAUGAAAGCCAGGCACAAUUUAAUACAUACAUUCAAGCUGGUACUCUGAUGAAUAACUAUGCUCACAUUUUUGAUCUACUCACACGGCUGCGACAGGCAGUUGAUCAUCCUUACCUUGUGGUAUACUCUAGUACUGCUUUGGCUAGAAGUGGAAACACUGAUGAUUCUGGCUAUGUUGAACAACCAUGUGGUUUAUGUCAUGAUCCAGUAGAAGAUCCAGUUGUUGCUUCUUGCACACAUGUCUUUUGCAAGUCAUGUCUGAUAGAUUUUUCUGCAACUGUGGGGCAAGUGUCAUGCCCUUCAUGUUCUAAACCACUUGCAGUGGAUUUCACUGCAAAUGACAAGGGGGAUCAGAAAACUAAACCGACUGUCAAAGGGUUUAGGUCAUCAAGUAUACUGAACAGAAUUCGUCUUAAUGAUUUCCAGACAAGCACAAAAAUAGAUGCUUUGAGAGAAGAAAUAAGGUUCAUGGUUGAAAGAGAUGGUUCUGCAAAAGCAAUAGUUUUCAGCCAAUUCACAUCGUUUUUGGAUCUGAUACACUAUUCUCUACAGAAGUCGGGUAUCAGUUGUGUUCAAUUAGUUGGAUCCAUGUCUAUAACUGCAAGAGAUUCUGCAAUUACAAGAUUUACCGAGGAUCCAGAUUGCAGGAUAUUCCUUAUGAGCUUAAAAGCUGGAGGUGUUGCCCUCAAUCUUACAGUGGCAUCGCAUGUUUUCUUGAUGGAUCCUUGGUGGAAUCCUGCUGUGGAGCAGCAAGCCCAAGAUAGAAUCCAUCGAAUAGGGCAGUAUAAACCAAUCAGGAUUGUGAGAUUUGUGAUUGAGAAUACAAUUGAGGAGAGGAUCUUAAAGUUGCAAGAGAAAAAGGAACUGGUUUUUGAAGGGACGGUCGGUGGCUCUUCGGAGGCCUUGGGAAAACUAACAGAGGCAGACUUGAAAUUCUUGUUCGUAACCUAAUUAGAUUAUGUUCCGUUACUUGGUUCAGUGAAAAAGCUCAUUUGUUCUUGUUUCGUUUCUUGCUCGAAUCUUGUACCUACUGUUCUAGCUUUUGCAAGUAGGAAAGGCAAUACUGCUUUUGAUGUAUCCAGAGGGAACUGUUGUCGGGUUUGCAUCUCCUUGAUUUUGUCAUCUGCCGGAACUGUAAUAUGUUCAUACCAAUUUCAGAAGACCUUUUUGGGCAAUGCUGCACUCUCUUUUCAGAUUAACGAA
Molecule: messenger RNA, 3193 nt
Organism: Nicotiana tabacum (common tobacco)
Lineage: Eukaryota; Viridiplantae; Streptophyta; Magnoliopsida; Solanales; Solanaceae
Product: DNA repair protein RAD16
Biological process (GO): nucleotide-excision repair
Cellular component (GO): nucleus
Molecular function (GO): ATP binding; ATP-dependent activity, acting on DNA
Source: RefSeq, a predicted model, not a curated record